Medicago truncatula (barrel medic) is the source of this 1285-nucleotide messenger RNA. RefSeq names its product L-ascorbate peroxidase, cytosolic. NCBI's taxonomy places the organism in Eukaryota, Viridiplantae, Streptophyta, Magnoliopsida, Fabales, Fabaceae. The transcript has 10 exons. Bases 302 to 1054 code for a protein of 250 amino acids. Gene Ontology annotation, molecular function: peroxidase activity; heme binding. Gene Ontology annotation, biological process: cellular response to oxidative stress; response to reactive oxygen species; hydrogen peroxide catabolic process. The record is from RefSeq and is a predicted model, not a curated record. Gene Ontology annotation, cellular component: chloroplast.
GCAUCCUCAUUCGUCAUCAUUGACGAAACCUACUUCACCCACCCAAUCAAAUCACACCGUGCGUUUACACGUCCAAGUUCAUCUUAACCAUCUAACUUUCCAAAUCAACCAUAACCCCACGAUCCCAUUCAUCCAACGCCUCACAAUCAUCCUCUAGAACUUUCUCCCCCUUAUAACUACGUGUUGUUCGUUGCUAACACACGCUCUUUCUUCACUCUGUGGCUUGUGCUCUCCUCGUGUCACAGUUAGGGUUCAACAAUCUUCGCCAUUUUCCUUCUUAGAUUUCGAGAAAUUUUAAGCUAUGGGAAAAUCUUACCCAACCGUGAGUGCUGAUUACCAGAAGGCUGUUGAGAAGGCGAAGAGGAAGCUCAGAGGUUUCAUCGCUGAGAAGAAAUGUGCUCCUCUUAUGCUCCGUUUGGCAUGGCACUCUGCUGGAACUUUUGAUUCAAAGACAAAGACUGGUGGUCCUUUCGGAACCAUCAAGCACCAAGCCGAGCUUGCUCAUGGUGCUAACAACGGUCUUGAUAUUGCUGUUAGGCUUUUGGAGCCUCUUAAGGAGCAAUUCCCAAUCAUUAGCUAUGCUGAUUUCUACCAGUUGGCUGGUGUUGUUGCUGUUGAGGUUACAGGUGGACCUGAAGUUCCUUUCCACCCAGGCAGGGAGGACAAGCCUGAGCCACCACCAGAGGGUCGCUUGCCUGAUGCCACCAAGGGUUCUGACCAUUUGAGGGAUGUGUUUGGCAAAGCUAUGGGGCUUAGUGACCAGGACAUCGUUGCUUUGUCUGGUGGCCACACCAUUGGAGCUGCACACAAGGAGCGUUCUGGAUUUGAGGGCCCAUGGACUUCUAAUCCUCUCAUUUUUGACAACUCAUACUUUACGGAGUUGUUGGGUGGUGAGAAGGAAGGCCUUCUUCAGUUGCCAAGUGAUAAGGCACUUUUGAGCGACCCUGUAUUCCGCCCACUUGUUGAGAAAUAUGCUGCUGAUGAAGAUGCUUUCUUUGCUGAUUAUGCCGAAGCUCAUCAGAAGCUAUCUGAGCUUGGGUUCGCAGAAGCCUAAGGAGCAGUGUGUGGUGUUUGAGAGGAAUGGUGCAUCUUACAUAAAUUUCACAGACAUUGCUCUUAUUUUGAAUGCGGGUUCAUCGACAUUGGGUAGUUUUUGGAUGUAUUUUGCUAGACACGAUGAACGUGGAGUUUGAUUGUUUUCUCUAUUGUUGAUCCUCUGUUAAAUAACAUUGUUAAGUGAUAAUUCCCAGCUAUUUCGGUUUUAUUAUUCCCCAAUGUUGCUCUU